AUGACUUCAUCUAUCCUUGAUCUGCCAGAAAUCUUGCUGCUCAUCGUUGAGUAUGCAGAUCUACCCACCAUAUCUGCUCUGGCGCGCACCAGAAGGCACGCCUGGCAGGUUAUCUCAAACUACGAGGCAUCCAUUUCUGCACAUCGCCUAAUCACCUUCCCUGUACCCCCUACUGGCGGCGUGUUGUCAACCAAGAGUGUUGAUGGGCGCGAUGUUCUACCUCGUCUCUCCCUCGACACUGUCCGCGAGCUUCAGCGCAGGGAACAACGAAUCUCGACCAUGGUGCGGACCGAGUUCCUAGCUGCCAACACCACGAUUCCGAGCCAGUCGCGACCGCGGUACCUGUGCCGUCUCGAGCGCGCUGCCCAUCUGUGCGACCACAUCUCGGAUCUCGGCUGCCACUGCGAUGGCGGAGAAUGCCUGGAGACUGGCCUCAGAGGACGCCAAGCGCAAGCCAACUUCAUCAAGACCCUUCCAGCCAUCGACCUUGCCUUCCUCUCGGAGCUUUCGUGGAUAGGCUCUAUCGGCUGGGCCCGGUCCAUGGGCACCACCGUUAACCGCGACCCGGAUACCAAGUACAAGUCACUGGCGUUUGAAGAGAUGGUGCUGCGCCAAGGAUCUGCGUUUCUCUGGGGAUACGCCCUUGGAUCUGACGAGUUCCGUACACGCGCUAAUAAGCAAAUUCUCAGCGGCGCCAACGAGAUUGAGGAUUGGGAAGUCGGAGUCGGGGACCAACUGCCCUCACUCCGGCAAACUGUGAUCCGCACCUUCAUGGCCCACAAAGGAUGCGAGUUCAAGGAUGUAUGGACAGAGUUCGACGCAACGAUUGUUCAGUGCUGCUAG
Messenger RNA from Gaeumannomyces tritici R3-111a-1, 843 nucleotides. RefSeq lists its product as hypothetical. The transcript has a single exon. NCBI's taxonomy places the organism in Eukaryota, Fungi, Ascomycota, Sordariomycetes, Magnaporthales, Magnaporthaceae. The record is from RefSeq and is a predicted model, not a curated record. The coding region runs from base 1 to 843 and encodes 280 amino acids.